This is a messenger RNA of Triplophysa dalaica, 4325 nucleotides long. RefSeq names its product phosphodiesterase 1A, calmodulin-dependent (gene pde1a). The record is from RefSeq and is a predicted model, not a curated record. The transcript has 15 exons. Bases 814 to 2667 code for a protein of 617 amino acids. NCBI's taxonomy places the organism in Eukaryota, Metazoa, Chordata, Actinopteri, Cypriniformes, Nemacheilidae. Gene Ontology annotation, molecular function: 3',5'-cyclic-nucleotide phosphodiesterase activity. Gene Ontology annotation, biological process: signal transduction.
GCUUAUUUUGCUCAGCCACCCAAUACACGUUCAGAGAUGCGCACCGCGGUAAAAUACAACUUUAACAGCAAGCUUAAUGGUCCUCUAUGAAUCCGGGCGCGAGAUGGCAGGUGAAUUUUCGCCCCUGUUGGGCAAAAUAAUGAUGCUGUUGAGCAUGUGAGGAGAUAAUUCUCUCUCUUUGAGAGCUGCGUUUCUACAGCUGCGGACUAGCAGGAGGAGGAGGGGGCUGCCGCGAGAGCCUCCGAUCUGUUCGCACCGAUCCCUCUCCAGCCAACAGAUUCCAUCCGAGAGGCGAUACGAUGCACACAGGUGGAUGUUAUGAAGGUAUGUCUGCGUACGCACACGUGCAUUCACAGAUGUAUAAAUGCCCACCUACUGCGUGUGAUUAAAGAUGCUCAUGAGGAGACAGCACUGCCUACAUCUUAGAUUGAUUGGCUGAGAGGAAAAACAAGAAGAGAGAGAACACGCAAACAAUCCAAUGAGGUUGAGGGAACUGGCAAAUGUUCAGAUUCACAGAGGGUGAUUGAUAGAUAGAUACUCAUCAGGCGCAGCGCUGCUUUUCCGCUUGGAGAGAAAAAGAGAGGAAGAAACAUUUGUGUGACGUGAGCGUGUGUGACAGCGUUUUCUCGCUGCGCGCUGACACUCACUUCAACGGACUCAUGCGCUCUGGAGGCACAAGCAGGACCCUUUGGGAGACGGCUCAACCUGCAAGAGAUGCUUUGAAGACUCGAGCCCCUUGCUGCACGUGUUGAUCGGCAUACCUGCGUAUUCCUCUGCAUCUUAGAACCACAAACACGAGCGUAAACACAAACCAUGGAUUCCCUGCCCAUCGAUACAGAUGGAUUGGAGAACUCCUUGAAGUACUCCAAGUGCGAUCAGACGGGGAAGAUGUGGAUGAGGCUUAAAGGAAUGCAGAAGUACAAAAGCACGUCUCAGAGAUUGAGAUGUCUGGUGAAGCAACUGGAUAAAGGUGAAGUGAAUGUUGUAGAUCUGAGGAAGAACAUUGAAUAUGCAGCUUCAGUUCUCGAGGCCGUGUACAUCGAUGAAACCCGACGCCUGCUGGACACUGAAGAUGAGCUCAGCGAUAUCCAGGCAGACUCCGUGCCCACGGAGGUGCGUGAUUGGCUGGCAUCCACCUUCACCAGGAAGAUGGGUGUGGUGCGCAGACGUCCCGAAGAGAAGCCCCGGUUCCGCAGUAUCGUUCACGCCGUUCAAGCCGGUAUCUUCGUUGAACGGAUGUACAGAAGAACCUCCAACAUGGCAGGAUUGACUUACCCUCCAUCUGUGAUUACGGCUUUAAAGGAUGUCGAUAAAUGGUCAUUUGACGUCUUCACGCUCCAAGAGGCCAGCAGCGAACACGCUCUGAAGUUCCUGGUGUACGAGCUGCUCACCAGAUACGACUUGAUCACCCGCUUCAGGAUACCGGUUUCCUCUUUAGUGUCCUUUGUGGAAGCUCUGGAGGUGGGUUACAGCAAGCACGGAAACCCGUACCACAAUCUGAUCCACGCUGCUGAUGUCACACAAACAGCUCACUAUCUGAUGCUACACACCGGGGUUAUGCACUGGCUUACUGAACUGGAAAUAUUGGCUAUGGUGUUUGCGGCUGCUAUCCACGACUUCGAACACACCGGAACGACCAAUAACUUCCACAUCCAGACCAGAUCAGAAGUGGCCGUCCUCUACAACGAUCGCUCGGUCCUGGAAAACCACCAUGUGAGCGCAGCCUACAGGCUGAUGCAGGAGGACGAGAUGAACAUCCUUGUCAAUCUCUCAAAGGACGACUGGAGAGAGCUGCGUACGCUGGUGAUCGAGAUGGUUAUGAGCACAGAUAUGUCAUGCCAUUUCCAGCAGAUCAAGACUAUGAGGAACUCACUGCAGCAGCCUGAAGGCAUAGACAAGGCUAAAGCCAUGUCUCUGAUGCUGCACGCGGCAGAUAUCAGUCACCCCGCUAAAGGCUGGAAACUGCACUACCGUUGGACGCAAGCCCUGAUGGAGGAGUUCUUCAGACAGGGUGACAAGGAAGCAGAAUUAGGACUGCCAUUUUCUCCUCUGUGUGAUCGGAAAGCAACUAUGAUUGCCCAGUCUCAGAUAGGUUUCAUCGAUUUUAUCGUGGAGCCCACCAUCUCUGUUCUGGUCGACACCACGGAGAAGAUCAUUAGUCCUCUCAUAGAGGAAGCUAUUAAAUCUGGUGGUGUCCGUAGAUCGAGCUCGACGGGUCGGGGCUCGGCCGCAGUGGUGGAGUCGGUACAGAGACACCGCGGUCUGGGUUCAAAUGAUGAGCAGGGUGGCAGUACAGACUACUCGCUGAGGAGCAUCGACCAAAAACGAAUCCGACAUCUGCUCUCUGAGAUCAUUCAGAACAACAAGGAGCGCUGGAAGGAGCUGUCAGUUCAAGAGUUGGCCAAUAAGGAACACGAGAGGAUCUCGGAACAGGAAGAGACGCCCAUGAGGAACGCACAGCUCACGCUGUCCCACAGCAGUCCGGCCAGAGGGAGUCACGAUUCUGAGUCGAAGUCCCUGAACGAACUCAACAAUACAGACUCGACUCACUCUUCACAAGACUCUUUGGAUCUUCAGAGUUCCCAUUCCCCUACGGAGGGACAGGGCGAAGGUUCCCCCGAGGACCACAGCUCAGAAACUCUGCCUUGGAACGGUAAAACCGCCUGACGCCACAACGUCAGCGUCAAGUUGAAUGUUUAUAACGCGGCCUCCGCUGUGUUUUAAUUCACAAGGACGAUGUACAUAGCAUUGUCCUCAUUGUAUUGUAAUGCUGUCAUGAUCUUGGACGAAUGGAACGUCCACGGUGCAACGCCGUGCAUCAGUAUGGAGAUGGUAGUGUGCAGUGUUGUCAUGGCGACUGUGUUUUCGCAGGAGACGGCCCUCUACCAGCCCCUGGGGAGGAUUUAGCGAGUCCCAGAAUCGCAACGCUAUAUAUCUGUUUCCCGGGCUUUUUUCCGUUUGUUCGAUUAGUUUAAUUUUUUGUAAAUUGUUUUUCGUAGACUGUGUCGUUAUUUAUUAAAGAUUACGCAGCUACACUUUGCAUCACAAUUAGUUUUGUAUUAUCUCGAUACGGUCAUGCUUUUUACGACCAUUAGGCCAGAGAACUGGCAGGAGAUCAGGAAUAUUUGACUGCGUUUUCUGGCACCCGUGUCUAUGUAGACGUAUGAAUGUUAUUAACUACGGUUUCCAGAACAAUCUGUAAAGAGAGGUUUUUAUUGUAAGACACGUGUUGUAUGUGCAGAAGUAAAAUUUGAGAAUAACAUGCUACCAGUUGAAUAAUGAGCCAUCAGUCCCAUCAGUCAUAUUCUCCAAAUGAACAGAAUGUCCCUUUAAAUAUAUAUAACAUAUUACUGUAUAGCACAGGACAGUGUCUAAAAUGUUGUAUUCAAUAUCGGCCAAAAGUUUAGGGUGACUUACUCUUUUUAAUUUACUUCUUUUUUCACUUUUCAAUAACAAUUUAACUUACUAAAAAAUUCAACAAAUCCCAACGAUUAAAAUCUUUAGCCAAGAAUUUACAUUUACAUUUACAUUUAGGCAUUUGGCAGACGCUUUUAUCCAAAGCGACUUACAUUGCUUUAUCCUAUACAUUUUACAUAGGUAUUUGCAAUCCCCUGUGAUCGAACCCACAACCUUGCGUUGUUAAAGCAACGCUCUUACCACUUAGCUACAGGAAAGUUAAACAUUUUAAAAUAAAAGAUUUUAAGAUCCUGAAACAUUUGAGUGAAAUGAUCCAAAACUUUUGAUCUGUAGGAUAUAUACAGCGGUGGCUGUGUUCAGAAGGAAAACUAGCUUGCUUACUUAAUACUGUGUUUUUAUUCUGUUUAAUAUCUACUAUUUUUAAUAGUAAGUGAACAGGAAGCAUUAUGCAACAAUAACGUUUCAAACAGUAGUAGUCAUGACCUCAUGCUGUCAACACGUGGGUGCAUCAUGUUAUUAUCACCUUGGAAACCAAAACGGUUCGGACUUUGUAAUCCAUUGUGUGUAAAAAUGUCUUAGCCAUCAAGAACAAGAUGUUACAGUAAAAAUCACAGCGUCCGGUUGAUUUGUCUUGCUAAAAAUAGAAAGUGAAGUUGAGCGCAUUGCAUUGUGGGAUACAGUGUGCUCUGUACUGCACGUUUAACAAAUGUAGAAUGUUUUCCAUUCAUAUUUUGUGUAGUAUACCUAGUAAGAGUGCUUUUUCUGAACGUAGCUCUUUUCACACUGUUCGUUCUCAGAACACCUUCAUGAGGUAAUAUGCUACCACUGUAUCAUGUUUUAUAAAGUUUAUGUGAAAUACUGAUCGAUUUUUGCAUUAUAUAUGACAUAAACUGCAAAAAUAAGCAUUA